Messenger RNA from Acanthochromis polyacanthus (spiny chromis), 2294 nucleotides. It is a transcript of the gene trmt10b, whose product is annotated as tRNA methyltransferase 10B. The record is from RefSeq and is a predicted model, not a curated record. Gene Ontology annotation, biological process: tRNA N1-guanine methylation. The transcript has 9 exons. Gene Ontology annotation, cellular component: nucleoplasm; nucleus. Gene Ontology annotation, molecular function: tRNA binding. The coding region runs from base 4 to 1110 and encodes 368 amino acids. NCBI's taxonomy places the organism in Eukaryota, Metazoa, Chordata, Actinopteri, Pomacentridae.
UCCAUGUGCGCCGCUCACAUGUUGGUUGGCAAUCUGAAAGAGACUCCUUCUUCGACUCAUGUAUUUCUUUUACCUCAUCUUUCUACAUUCAAACCACUCAUAUGUUGCAUUUAUGUGUCAUUUGGGGAAUUUAAGGAAAUAUCAAUAAUUUCUGACGACAACCAAAGUGAUGCCUUUGGAGAACAGCAGCAGACUGAAAUGGCACAAAAUUCACCAGAAAUGUGUGAAAUGCAGCUGAAUGGAGUUUCGGAGCUGAUGGAUCUGCUUCACAUAGACGUGGACGCUGAUGUAGUGGAUGACAGACCAGGGAGAGAAGACGCACUUUACUCAAGGAAUGUAUUGAGAAAGCAGCGACACUGGGAGAAGCAGUUGGCUGCGAAGAAGAGCAAGAGGAAAGAAGAGAAGCAGAGGAGGAAGCUCAAUCGUGAGCAGGAGUCAGGUGCCAGCACAGAGCAUCAGUUUACCAAACGAGUCAUGAAGGCGAUCACCAAAGAGCGUUUAGCUGAAGCUCAGUCCACAGGGCUCAAACUCUGCAUUGAUCUGAGUAUGACGGACUGCAUGUCUGACAAGGAGAUAAGCCGACUGGCUGGCCAGUUAAGACGUCUGUACGGGUCGAACAAGAAGGCAACUCGACCGUUUCAUUUGUUUCUGACAGACCUGAGAGAGGACAGUCGUCUCUACAGGGAGUGCAUACGGAUGAAUGAGGGCUUCCUCAACUACAUGAUGGACAUAACAGAGGAAAGCUGUCUGGACCUGUUUCCCGCAGAAACUGUCGUCUACCUCACUCCAGAUGCUGAAGAAGCUUUGGAGACAGUGGAUGCUGACAAGGUGUACGUCCUCGGUGGACUCGUGGAUGAAAGCAUCCAGAAGAAGUUGAGCUUCUCGAGAGCCAGACAGCUGAGUGUCCACACAGCCAGGCUGCCCAUAGACGAGUACAUGGUGAAGAAAACCAAUGAAAAGAACUUCCACUCUAAGAUCCUGGCAGUUAAUCAAGUGUUUGACAUCCUCUUGACCUUCUGUGACACCGGCAGCUGGACUGAAGCCUUGCAGACAUGGUUCCCUCUGGGGAAGGGUUAUGUUGUUGCACCACAAAUCACUUUAAGAAAAUAAAACUAUCGCCUGAUGGGAGCCGACUCGCUGUGAUGACUGUUCAAAGAGAAACAGCAAACAGUCGCCUUCAACACUGCUGUUCUUUACACGGAAACCAACACACUGGAGAUGUUUCAGUUCUCAUCCGAGUUCAGUAAUUGAAUCUAAAUAUAAAGAAAAUAAGAAAGACCUGUUUGCUCAUGGGCUACACUUCCUCAGGAGUCAUUUUUGUCGAGUUCAUUGUUGGUGAAUGUCAACAAACUGAUCUGAUUUUCUUUUUAAGACAAUACAUUUUGUAUUUUGAGAGGACAUGUUCUUGAAACAUUAUGUGUCUUAUCAGAUUUUGUAUAAGGAUAAAUGAUUUUAGUUCUGUAUUUAUUGAUGACUCAGUUUUAUGCAAUUUUGACAAAAUUAGGGAACUUGUUCUCUCUUUGUUAUACAUGCAUCAGUUCUUCAACUUUUAAUUAAAUUUCACCCUGUUGAGAUGUUUACUUUGAAAGCAUUUUUCUCCUUUUACUUUUUGCAUUAACCUCAACUAAACACAUUUCCAGCUCAUUUUAUUGUUUGUUUAAAAUUGCUGUUAGGGUGCUUUAUCUGAGGUAGUGGGAGUUCUGUGUGUUGUGCUUGCUAUUACAUUUGCUGUCCAAAUGUUUUCACAACUCUUAGGACCCUGAAAGAGCAAUGACCUUUAUCAAUAUAGUCAUGCUUUCCUUAGAACGUUGGAAUACCCUUCUGACCAAUUUCCCCUGCUAAAUAUUUUUAUUCCUUUAUCACGUAAUUAUAUGAAGUCAUUUGCAGUUCUUUAAAAGGGGGAUUUGUCAUAUUUACAGACAUGACUGUAUUGCUCAGAGGUUAAGAUGCACUGGGCUGGUGAGUGAUGAUGACAAAUCCAGCUGUUUCAGCAACAAACAAAAAAAACCCAACAUCUAGGGGUAAUUUUUUUUUCUUUAAACGUCAAAACUACCUUUUUAGAGAUUUGCUGUGAAAUGCAAAUUAUGAAGCAUCUAACUCAGGGGUGUCAUGCAGUCCAGUUUGAGCUGAAGUGGUAAAAUCAUAACAAAAAUCAAAUAAUGUCAACUCCAAUUUUUUUCCUUUGUUUUAGUGCAUGUACAUUGUGAAAAUGUUUACAUUUAAUUAACUAUCUUUUUACAGAAUAUUAUGAACAACCUGAAAUUUCUUAAAUAAAAAUAUUAUGCCUCAGUUUA